AACGACAGAGACAAAUAUUCAAGCAAUGUAUGCUGGGCGUACAGUAUCACUUUCUCAAUGAAUUUACCACAUCCCCUCUGCCACCCCCCUAACUUGAUCUCGCGCAAUCCCUCAAUUUCUAGAAAACGCCAAACCCAUGGAUCACACCCAUUGCAUACCCCUUGGAACACCUGACGAAGGGCCUGGCGAGGCGCUGCUUUUACUACAUGACACAACCCCCAGGCGGCCUUAUCAAGCUUAUUGCGUCACCGAAGCCUCUUCACGACCGUCAAGCCCGGACAACCUUAUUCCAAGACCUCUUCGAACAUCAACGACACCUGUAUUGCAGGUUUUCAUCGACACAAAGUCUGUUGAAACUGAAGAUUACGAUCAAAACAACAAUCUCACCCAGGCUGUGACAGGCAGUCCUGCGCAGUAUGUCGAAUCAGCAACAUUACGCAGAACGGGACAGUAUAGCAAAAGACAAACAUUUCUUCCCAAUCGAAAGCCAUUGCCAGAGCGUACAAGAUCGGGAAAUACACCAAAUCACAUUACACGGGCUGUCACUCCACGCGGAAGCCACUCGUUAGCUUCAUCUGAGGUGACGGUGUGUGACCUGCCAUCAUCACAUCCACGGAUGCAACAAUCGACUUCUUCCAACAACGAAUUUGAUCAAACCGGCUCGCACAAGCCAAUUGAGCGAUGCGAUGAUCUUUUGGGUACGCAUCAGCGUCCGCUGCCACCACUUCCGCUCGGGACGGCUUCGGUGAUAGGCGAACAACAAGAAAUUGACACGCGGAGCGCAGACAUUUACCGAACAUCAGACGAGCGGGCUCAUCCAGAAUACUUCCAAGGAGCAAACGAGCUCAAUACCCCCGAUACUCAGGCGUCACCGAUAUGCAAGAAGAACCACUACCUCAUCCCACGUCGGCCGUUGCCAGAUCUACCGAUAGACAUCACUCCAGACCUAUCAAGUCAAAGGGCUGUAACGGAGAGGGCGUUUUCAUCACCCAUGGCAGGUGAGCCGUUACAUGACGACUUCCUUGGUGAGUCAAGCAUCAGUGCGCGAAAGCAUCGUGUCUUUGGCAGCCAUACACGAGAGCUCACGGCUGCUGACCCAUACGAACCUCGCGGCCACUGGGAUGACAUUGACGGCGACAUGCGAGCGCUGUGGCGAACUCUACCCAAGGAUGCGAACUUGAAAUACAAGUUUGGGCAGCUGCCAUCUUUCAAUUCAGCUUCACCACCCUUAAUCUCGCCGCUCCGUAGCGCUUACCCUCACUCAGUCGGCGACCUCAUAAACGCCACGCCCUCGUUCCACUCAUCAAUCGACAUCCAAAACGGCCCCAGACCACCUCCUUGGGGCUCAUACAAAGAUCUUGAGAUCCAACGUCGACAACGCGGUGAUGCGAGAGAGCGCGCAAAAGCUCGAGGUAGCCGUUUGACGGCAGACAGCUCUUCGAUAUACCAGAAGUCGAUAUCGACGAACAGCCUGGGUAAAGAUCCUUCAAGAGAAGUAGAAGAGUACAGGGAGCAGAUACUCGGUGUAUACCCGGAUAUGGAAUUCAAUGGGGAAGCCGGGAGAGGUGAUCGGGAAUGGUGUUGUUGUGUGUUGAUGUGAUCAGUAUUCGAUUCACAGUCGCGCUCGAUGACAAUAGCGCCCAGUAGAGAUGCGCAGAGUUUGGUCCUGGAGUGGUCGCAGGCAGGAGACUGCAGUUUAUGCCAUCGUACUAGCUGCGCCAUCCCUUGAAUUACGGAUAUCAAUCAUAGAUGCAUAGAAUCACGCCGACAUAUUCAACACAUCACCAAAGCUGCAAAUUCGCCUUCUAUAUAUACCCCAAAUCCAGUUUUUCAUUUCAAGACAGUGCGCGUCAUCAUCCUUCAACGAAAUCACACCCGCACACGAUUCCAAAGAAACAGAAUUUCAGGUUCUUUCAACAAAUUCCAAUUACCAAUUCGAAGUCAAACAACACAUCUCUACCCCGAUCUGCUGCGGCUGUUCACAACCGUCUUCACAUCAAUUAGCACAUCAAAUCAACGCGAGAUUCAUCAUCAACGAUGUUCAAUAGGAUGGUGAGUUACGAAU
Alternaria rosae is the source of this 2065-nucleotide messenger RNA. RefSeq lists its product as uncharacterized. Lineage: Eukaryota; Fungi; Ascomycota; Dothideomycetes; Pleosporales; Pleosporaceae. The record is from RefSeq and is a predicted model, not a curated record. Bases 137 to 1600 code for a protein of 487 amino acids. The transcript has a single exon.